Molecule: messenger RNA, 1997 nt
Organism: Selaginella moellendorffii
Lineage: Eukaryota; Viridiplantae; Streptophyta; Lycopodiopsida; Selaginellales; Selaginellaceae
Product: 65-kDa microtubule-associated protein 1
Exons: 12
Coding region: 106-1806 (566 amino acids)
Biological process (GO): microtubule cytoskeleton organization
Cellular component (GO): spindle; cytoplasm
Molecular function (GO): microtubule binding
Source: RefSeq, a predicted model, not a curated record
GGUGGAUAUGCUAGAUCGCGGCGAUGGCGAGGGCGGCAGCGUUCUCGCGGAGGAUUCUUGAUUGUUUUGAGUGAUCUGGGGACUCGCAUUUUGAUUCUGGAGGCCAUGGAAGGCGAGGACACGACUUGCCGAUCGCUGCUGCGGGAGCUCCAGACCAUCUGGGAGGAGAUGGGGGAGAGCGACGAGGAGAGGGACAGAAUGCUGCUCCAGCUGGAGCAAGAAUGCCUGGAUGUGUACCGGCGAAAGGUGGAUCAAGCGAAUUGCGCGAGGGCUCGGCUGCACCAGCUGCUGGCGGAUUCCGAGUCGGAGCUCGCGUCGCUCCUGUCACUCCUGGGUGAUCGCCCUUGCAUGUUAGAGAAGAGGUCGGGCACUACUCUGCGAGAGCAGCUCUUGUCCGUCUCACCUCAGUUAGAAUGCUUACGUCUGAGGAAAGAGGAGCGGCUGAAGCAAUUUGAGGACGUCCAAUGCCAGAUACAAAGGCUCUCUCGGGAGAUAUCGCCGGGGACAUUGCAAGAGGCCGAGAAUGGAGCUCUUUGUUGGAAAGAUUUAUCGCUGAGAAAGCUGCAUGAGUACCAUUGCCAGCUUCAAGAGCUUCAGGAUGAAAAGAGUAGCCGGCUUCACAAAGUCUCAGAGCUUCUCGAGGUUCUGCAGGGAUAUUGCGUCCUUUUGGGGAUAGACUACACCGAGGCUGUCAAGGAAGUGCAUCCGAGCCUUUGUGAUCCAGGCCAGAGCAGAAGUAUUAGCGAUGAGACGCUAGAGAAAUUAGGCAAGGCGAUCGAGGACAUGGAGAACGAGAAAAGUGAAAGACUGCAAAAGAUUCACAAUCUUGUUGCUCUCUUACGCGAGCUGUGGAAUCUAAUGGAUACACCUUUCGAAGAAAGGCAACCAUUUCGAAAUAUCAUCCGCAAUCUUGCGGCACCAGAGCACGAUCUAGCGGAGCCUACUUCUCUUACUUUGAAAACCAUCGCACAGGCCGAAAAGGAGGUGGUUAGGCUAAAUCAGUUGAAAGUAAGCAGAAUGAAGGAACUUGUGCUGAAGAAGCAGGGAGAGUUAGAAGAAACUUGCAACAUGGCUCACCUGGACUGUGAUCCAAAUCUAACUCAAGAAAAAGUGGCAAGGUUACUGGAGUCAGGGAUAGUGGACUUGUCGGAGCUACUUGCUACAAUCGAAAGUAGUAUCGCGGAGGCGAAGGAAGAAUCACUCGGUAGACAAGAUAUAAUGGAAAGAAUGGAACGAUGGAUUAGUGCAUGUGAAGAAGAAAGUUGGCUUGAAGAAUACAAUAAGGAUGAAAGCCGCUUCAAUGCAACCAGAGGAGCACAUUUGAGUCUAAAACGUGCAGAAAGAGCUCGUGUCAUCGUGGCCAAACUCCCCAAUCUUCUUGAAUCAUUGAAGUCCAAAACGCGGUCUUGGGAGGACGAAAGAGGCAGGCCCUUCUUAUAUAACGGGAUUUCUCUACUGGCAAUUCUAGAAGAAUAUAGCUUGCUACGACGAGAGAAAGAAGAAGAAAAGCGCCGACUGAGGGAGGAGAAGAGAAUGCAGGAGCAACUGCAAACUGAGCAGGAACUGCUCUACGGCACAAAGCCGUCCAAAAAGGGACAGGUGGGACUUCGCGUGAGUGGAAACAAUGCAAACCGACGACUUUCGAUAGUCCCUGAGCCCUUACCCGCACCUAAGGCUAGCAAUCAGGGUCCUCAAAAGGGUAGCCGGGUGAAACGCUACUCUCCGAUGAUGAAUUACGUUGCCUUGCCUAAGGAUCCCGAAGCUUCUUCAAUUGGAUCAGCUCCGGAUUCUCCUGUUGCAGCAUGAAGCGGUUUUGAAAAUUAGGACGAUAAGCGGGGUUUAUACUGUAAGUAGAGUUUGUUUCUUUGCUAUCAAGGGUAAUCGCGUAUCCUUUCUCCAGUGCUCCGUGUUUUGUGUAUUGGGAAAGCGUAGGAGCGUGUGCUAUUUGUUCAAAGCUUUGAUUGGUGUAAAGCAUCGAACUAAUUGUUUCGUGUUAA